AUGGCACAAAUUGUGCUACAGCCAAUCUCAGUAGGGAUGUCAGUGAAAUACAUCUUGUUUCUCUCUGCUGUGCCUGGGUUUCUGGAUGCACGAGUCCUCAUGCCCAAAGCAGCUCAAGCCCUCUAUAUGCAACUCACCACGGCCACACAAGAAGUACAGGAUGAAAUCGUCAACGUUCACAACAGAUUCAGGAGAAAUGUCCAUCCUCCGGCCAGAAACAUGCUGAAGAUGCAGUGGAGCCCCGAAGCCGCCUACAACGCGCGGAUCCUGGCGCAGUACUGCGACCUGGCUGAGAGCGACCCGAUGGAGAGAAGGCUGUCCAAUACCUUCUGUGGGGAAAACGUGCACAUGGAGCCUUUUCCUAUCUCGUGGUCGGAGGUCAUUGAAACCUGGUACAACGAGUCCAGACAUUUCAAAUACGGGGAGUGGACCAUGGAUGACGACGUAAAAACAAAUCAUUACACACAGCUGGUCUGGGCGUCCUCUUAUCUUAUUGGCUGUGGAGUUGCCUCGUGCCGCAAAAACAGGGAGCCUCAGUACAUCUACAUUUGCCACUAUUGCCAUGAGGGAAAUGAUCCUGACAUGAUAAACAUGCCUUACAAGAAGGGCUCUUGGUGUGGAGAUUGCCCAGAUCAGUGCGAAGACAAGCUAUGCAUGAACCCCUGCUUCUACUUUGAUGAAUACCAGGACUGUGAAAAAAAAGCCAGGAUUCUUGGAUGCACACACCCAACCAUUAAUCUCUUGUGCCCAGCUACCUGUAUGUGUACAACUGAGAUAAAAUAA
This is a messenger RNA of Dipodomys spectabilis (banner-tailed kangaroo rat), 783 nucleotides long. RefSeq names its product cysteine rich secretory protein 1 (gene Crisp1). Bases 1 to 783 code for a protein of 260 amino acids. The record is from RefSeq and is a predicted model, not a curated record. NCBI's taxonomy places the organism in Eukaryota, Metazoa, Chordata, Mammalia, Rodentia, Heteromyidae. Gene Ontology annotation, biological process: binding of sperm to zona pellucida. Gene Ontology annotation, cellular component: extracellular region. The transcript is spliced from 8 exons.